Molecule: messenger RNA, 3021 nt
Organism: Fusarium verticillioides 7600
Lineage: Eukaryota; Fungi; Ascomycota; Sordariomycetes; Hypocreales; Nectriaceae
Product: eukaryotic translation initiation factor 2 subunit gamma
Exons: 3
Coding region: 224-1753 (509 amino acids)
Biological process (GO): positive regulation of translational fidelity; formation of translation preinitiation complex
Cellular component (GO): eukaryotic translation initiation factor 2 complex; cytosol
Molecular function (GO): GTP binding; translation initiation factor activity; GTPase activity
Source: RefSeq, a predicted model, not a curated record
UUUUGCCAUCAUCAAGGCGAAAUACCCAAAAUCUCGGCUCUCUACGACCCGCAACCUGGAGAACCACUCGUGAGACCUUCGAACAUAGGAUUGCAAUUUUCUACUGAUCCAGCCGACCGAUUUCCUCACUCGAAACCGAUCUCCCGCUACUCUACGACCAAAAAACCACUCUACGAUCAAAAAACCACUUCUGAAAUACCGUCCGAAUUGCCCCGCCUUCAUCAUGUCUGCCAGCGGCGACCCCAAAUACGACGACAUCGAGUCCGAGUCUGACUCCGGCGAGUCUGUCGGCCACAACGAGGCUGGCGACGAGAAGCCCCUCAAGUCGGCUCUCAAGAAAUCCAACCCAGCUAUCGCAGCGCCCGCGACUCAAAGACCUCCUCUGCCCCCACAAACCGACCCUAAAGAUCUCGAUGUUGCGAGCCUGACCCCCUUGACGCCCGAGAUUAUUGCCCGUCAAGCUACUAUCAACAUUGGUACCAUUGGCCAUGUAGCUCACGGAAAGUCCACCGUCGUCAAGGCUAUCUCUGGUGUCCAAACGGUUCGUUUUAAGAACGAACUCAUCCGCAACAUCACAAUCAAGUUGGGCUAUGCCAACGCCAAGAUCUACAAAUGCGACAACCAAGCAUGCCCUCGCCCUGGAUGCUACCGCAGUUACAAGAGUGAGAAGGAAGUUGAUCCUCCUUGUGAGAGAGAUGGCUGUGGCGGUACUUACAGGCUAUUGCGACACGUCUCAUUCGUCGAUUGCCCUGGUCACGAUAUUCUCAUGAGCACCAUGUUGUCAGGCGCUGCCGUCAUGGACGCCGCUCUCCUUCUCAUCGCUGGUAACGAAUCUUGCCCUCAGCCCCAAACAUCCGAGCACUUGGCUGCUAUUGAGAUUAUGAAGCUCGACAAGAUCAUCAUUCUGCAGAACAAGGUCGAUCUUAUGCGAGAAGAGGCUGCGCAGCAGCACUACCAAUCCAUCCUCAAGUUCAUCCGAGGAACUGUCGCCGGCAAGUCCCCAGUCAUUCCCAUCUCUGCCCAGCUCAAGUUCAAUAUCGAUGCCGUCAACGAGGCCAUUGUCAACACCAUUCCCGUUCCUCCCAGAGACUUCAGCAUAGAUCCUCAUAUGAUCGUCAUUCGAUCAUUCGACGUCAACAAGCCUGGUUCCGAGAUCGAUGACCUCAAGGGUGGUGUCGCCGGUGGUUCUAUUCUCCACGGUGUUGUCAAGCUUGGUGAUGAGAUUGAGAUCCGACCUGGUAUUGUCUCCCGAGACGAUAGCGGUGCCCUCAAGUGCACACCCAUUUUCAGUCGAGUCGUCUCGCUUAACUCCGAAGCCAACGACCUCAAGUACGCCGUACCCGGUGGUCUUAUCGGUGUCGGCACCCGAAUCGAUCCUACUCUGUGCCGAGCCGAUCGUCUAGUCGGUUUCGUCUUGGGUCUCAAGGGCCGCCUUCCCGAGAUCUACAGUGAGAUCGAGGUCAACUUCUACCUUCUCCGCCGCCUGCUUGGUGUGAGGACCGCCGAUGGUAAACAAGCUAAGGUUGCUAAGCUCGCUAAGAACGAGGUUAUCAUGGUCAACAUUGGCUCUACCUCCACUGGCGCCAAGGUUGCUGCCAUCAAGAACGACGCUGCUAAGCUUGUCCUGACCAGCCCUGCCUGUACCAAUAUCGGCGAAAAGGUUGCUCUGAGCAGACGUAUUGAGAAGCAUUGGCGUCUCAUUGGUUGGGCUACCAUUGCUGCUGGUGUGACCCUUGAGCCCAGUACUGCUUAGACUUUCCACCUGGACCAAUGAACAACUUAGCAGCUUUUUCGCAUGAUUUCCCGGCUACAUCACAUGAAGAGCUCAAGAACGCCCAAUUGCAGAGGCAAAGCCUCUGAAGGCAUUUUGAGUAGACAGUUGGCGCUGGAGGGGGGCCUGGUGUUUGGUGGUCUUUUAUAGGAGAGCAUGGAGACGAAAAAAUAAAGAGGAGCUAGAUGAGUCCAUGCCACGAGCGAUAAAGAACAUGUGGCUGUGACUAGUGGAUGAGAAAUGUAGUUACGCUGUGAACGCGUCGAGGUAACACCAACCUCACAAGGAGACCCAAAAAGUUUUAGCCAAACGCUCAUAGCACGAAAUGAAGAGAUUUCAUGACUAAACGCAUGAGUAUAUGCAAUAUCUAUUUGCGCGUUUUGCGCGCGUGCUUGACCAAGUUUUCUAUGACGCCUUCGAAUGCUUCUCGAUCGCCAAUCUUUUCGUCGGUUCUCUUCUUCCAAUAUUCCAAUGCUUCCUUGGCCGCUUCCUGCAAACCUUCCAGUUUGGCUACGUGCGCUUUUAGUUCCUCAUCAGUCAUACCAUCAAGCGCUUCAUCUGUUGUUUGGCACAAAUGACGAGCAGCCACGAGGUCCAGUUCGGGUUGUGGUGGAGGCCCGCGCCGCUUUCUUGUCGAGGCUGAUGGCUUUCCUUGGGUAUCAACUGAUGUAGAUGAAUUGUUACCUUCGCCUUGCCGUAACCUAGAUACAGACCGGGAAUCUGUGGACGUUCUAGGCGAUAAUGAAGGGACGUUGAGAGAGGGGAGGACGAGUUUCUUCUGCUUAGAGGCUGGGAGGAUCUCGUCGAGGUCGACGGGAACACCGAGUGACACGAGAAAGAGGCGGCGUGUGCGAGAGCGGAUCCAAUCAGGGGGUGCGAGAGGAGGUGGCGCUACCAGUUGUGACCAGAGAGAUGCAGACCUUGCUGUGAAAAACACCGAGUCCUUGGAGAGAGGUGGGAAUGUGGGAAGAUCGAGUUCUUCUGGGGGGUAUAGAUUAGCGAGGAAAGGCUCUAAAGCAGAUACGACUGCUUCUGGAUCAAGUCCUUCAAAAUCGGGUAUGGACUAGAUUCACAAUGGUUAGCGAAGUAAAAGGGGCAUAACGUAGAUAUAUCUCACGAAUGGUAAUGUUGAUUGCUGCGAAGCCUGUGUGGCAGUGGGCGCUGGUGUCUCUGCUUCCUGGAAGCCAUCUUCAAAGUCAUCGAAGUCAUCGUCCUCAUUACCCUCCUCGAAAUCAUCAAAGUCGUCGCCG